GGCUAAGAGAAAGUAUUUGUUUAGGGGGUUCAGAGCAAACCUGGGGACACUGUCUACCUGAGCUAAGGUGUUCCUGAGGAGAACACUGUCCUGAGAGUUCUAUACUCUGCUGAUCUUCUGCAUCUCGCGGGGAAAGAUCUGGACUGCUAUGCAAUUUAUCUUCUAUAUGGGUGUCCUUGCUGGGACAGUUUUCUCUGCUCACUCAUCUGUGCAGACAGAAGACCAUGCUCCGUAUCUGGUAUACCUCAAGUCUCACUUCAACCCCUGUGUGGGUGUCCUCAUCAAAAACAACUGGGUGCUGGCUCCAGCUCACUGCUACUUACCAAACCUGAAAGUGAUGCUGGGAAAUUUCAGGGUCCGAGUGAGAGAUGGCACAGAGCAGACAAUUAACCCCAUUCAGAUUAUCCGCUACUGGAACUACAGCCAUAGCGCCCCCCAGGAUGACCUCAUGCUCAUUAAGCUGGCUAAGCCUGCCAACCUCAACAACAAAGUCCAGCCACUCCCCCUAGCCACCAGCAACGUCCGGCCAGGCACUGUCUGUCUGCUCUCAGGUUUGGACUGGAGCCAAGACAACAAUGGAAGACACCCUGAUUUAAGGCAGAACCUGGAGGCCCCUGUGAUGUCUGAUAAGGAGUGCCAGAAAACAGAGCAAGGGAAGAGCCACAGGAACUCCUUAUGCGUGAAAUUUGUAAAAGUGUUCAGCCGAAUUUUUGGGGAGGUGGCCGUUGCUACUGUCAUCUGCAAAAACAAGCUCCAGGGGAUUGAGGUCGGACACUUCAUGGGAGGGGAUGUCGGAAUCUACACCAAUGUUCACAAAUAUACCUCCUGGAUUGAGCGUGUCACUAAAGAUAAAUGACACCCUACUACUCUCUCUGCAUCCCACUGGCUCUAGUCAUUGACUAUAUAAGCUACUACUUUCUCCAAACUCAAAAUAAAAAUCUCCAAACAGAAAUGAA
This is a messenger RNA of Hyaena hyaena (striped hyena), 956 nucleotides long. RefSeq names its product serine protease 37 (gene PRSS37). Bases 149 to 856 code for a protein of 235 amino acids. The transcript has 6 exons. Gene Ontology annotation, cellular component: acrosomal vesicle. The record is from RefSeq and is a predicted model, not a curated record. Gene Ontology annotation, biological process: positive regulation of acrosome reaction; proteolysis. NCBI's taxonomy places the organism in Eukaryota, Metazoa, Chordata, Mammalia, Carnivora, Hyaenidae. Gene Ontology annotation, molecular function: serine-type endopeptidase activity.